AUGGCAAUCGGGAUUAACGCAGUCUCCUUUCGACUCUGCCAUCGAACUGGACUCGCGAUACGAAUCAAAAUUUGUCUGCAGUCGUAUGUAUUCCAAUUCGAAUCAAUUUUACAACGCUUCGAGUGCCGCUCCAUAAGUCAACAGAUUGAAUUAAAACGAAAGAGACAAGGACGACGAGAUGCAGCGGACUUGUUGUGUUGGCGUAUUCACCGUGCUGCUGCUGCUGCUGCAAUCAACUUCCUCGCAAGUUUUUGAUAUAGAACAAAACACGCGGCAAACAGGUGACGCGGUCCAAGUUCACAAGAGGAAGCUUAACCACCGUCCAGACCGGAAGGAAGAUAGAUCGGGACACCGCAAAGUACUUUUCUAUGAAUGGUCUGCAGGCGGAGAUAAACCGACAAAGCGUAUACGUCAUGCCUAUUUUGACAAUAUCGAUUGUACAACACCGUCAGGAGAGGGUGGAACGUGCAUCAACAUAAGGAGAUGUCAAAGUCUGUUGGAUAUCCUCCUCACGCAGGGAAAUGCUGCGGGAAAUUAUUUGCGUAGCUCUGUGUGCGGAUUCGAAGGACUCGAUCCCAGAGUUUGCUGUCCAUCGGGAUCACAAUCAAUGACUUCUGCACCACUCACUACACCUAUGGCUGGAAGACAGGUGGCAUCUUAUGGACCAUUGUAUCCGAAUGAGUGCGGCCUCAGCAAUGCCACAUACACUCGAGUUGUUGGCGGAAUUCCAGCGAAAUUGGGUGCUUGGCCGUGGAUAGUGGCUCUUGGAUACAAGGCGACAAGAGCCGGUAAUCCCCCGAAAUGGUUGUGUGGCGGUACUUUGGUUUCAUCCCGUCACAUUAUUACCGCUGGUCACUGUGUUUUCAACCGUAAGGAUUUGUACCUUGUACGACUUGGCGACUUAGAUUUGGUCAGCGAUAAUGACGGAGCAAAUCCGAUCGACAUACCUAUCGAAAAAAUCACCAUACAUCCCGAUUACGACCCCUCUCAUUACACGAAUGACAUAGCCGUAAUAAGGAUGGAAAGGAACGUACCGUUUUCACAAAACAUUCAUCCGAUUUGUUUGCCACUUGAGGACAACAUUCGACAGAGGAAUUUCACCAGAAUGUUUCCAUUCGUUGCUGGAUGGGGAGCGGUGUAUUUCAACGGACCAUCAAGUACUCGAUUACUGCAGCUGCAGAUACCCGUCGUGUCACCUGAGGCGUGUGCAAAGGCUUUUGAGCCAUUCAAAAGUACAGUAAUAGACGAUCGAGUAUUGUGCGCGGGUUUUGCUCGUGGAGGAAAAGACGCCUGUCAAGGAGAUAGCGGUGGUCCAUUGAUGUUUCCUCUGGGCAGGAUCUCCUAUUUGAUUGGCGUCGUUUCAUACGGGCAUAAAUGCGCGGAACCCGGUUUUCCCGGUGUUUAUACUCGGGUUACAUCGUUUUUGGACUUCAUUCAGGCCAACUUAGUCUAAACUAAAAUGUUAAAUAGUAUAUACGGUGAUAAAAUUCAAAUCUGAAGAGACUUCUCCUAUACUGCACGUAAUAUUGUGAGAAUUAUUAACCGAUCUGCCUAAUUUUGAUUUAUGAAAGUGAUAUAUAAUAUACAUAUAAUACAAGUAUAGUUUAGUAAUAUAUAUAUAUAUAUGUUUUGUAACGUAUUUAAUAUUUUAUACAUGACAAUUGAACAAUAUAUGAGCCAAAAAGCAAAACAUAUACAAUAAUAUUAACUGAAUUGAGA
Messenger RNA from Neodiprion fabricii, 1719 nucleotides. Its product is annotated as venom protease-like. Gene Ontology annotation, molecular function: serine-type endopeptidase activity. The record is from RefSeq and is a predicted model, not a curated record. Bases 179 to 1453 code for a protein of 424 amino acids. Lineage: Eukaryota; Metazoa; Arthropoda; Insecta; Hymenoptera; Diprionidae. The transcript is spliced from 8 exons. Gene Ontology annotation, biological process: proteolysis.